AGCAGGGGUGGGAAUUUGCUGUUCUGCACCACUGGCAGGGGUGGGGAGGUGGGGGUGCAUUAAAAUGAGCCCCUCAGUGUUGGAUGCUGGAGGGGUGGAAUUGGCUGUUUGUGGGUGCAGUUAGAGAAAGUAUAUUGUGUACCCAAGCAGAAAUACUCUCUGAAUGCUCAGGUUAAAUGGAGGGGCAAACCUGAGUCAGAAGAGCUGUGGGUCCAAGUAGCUGCAACUCUGCUGCAGGGGAUCAAGGACACCCCCACCUGCCUUCCCUGAUCCCAAAUGCUGUGAUUAGUGGCUGAGGAUUUUCCUUUCAGGAGGGGUCCGUUCUCCCCAUUGGAUUGCUGGACACCGAGAGAGAGAGCGCGCACACUGGGAGCACAGCACCUAGGGAGGCUGUGGAGAAUGCCGUAAGACAUGGGCUCCCGCAGCAGCAGCAACGCCGGCUCGGGCGGUCGGGAUCGCCAGGGCAGCUGGUUGCCGAGGGAGUCUGGGGUCGUGCGCAGCGAGGAAGAGGACGACGAAGACGAGGAUGUGGAUCUGGCCCAGAGGACAGUUUCAUCUGAUGCAGGGUGGGGGAGCAGCCAGCGUCCAGGUGGUCCACGCGCUAUCUGACUCCGAGGACGACAGUGACAGCGCGUGGGAAGGGCGGCUGGGAGACCAGUACAAACCCACAGUGGAUCUGGCGCCAGACACCCGCAACCUGGAGAACAAUGAGAUCAGAACGCGGAUCCAGUUGGCGACGGGCAGGCUAGGCCCCGGACCGACCAACCGCAGUAUCCCUAAGAUGCUUUACCAGAGAGAGCGGGGCCUCUGCCAUAACGGCAGCUUCUCCCCUGGCGAGUGCUCUCGGAUCGUGUCACACUUCCUCCCCAACUACUUGACCUUCACAGACUCCUACUCUCAGAAGGCUUUCUGUGGGAUUUAUUCCCAGGAUGGACAGCUGUUUAUGUCAGCUUGUCAAGACCAGACAAUCCGCUUGUACAACUGCUCCUAUGGAGCCUUCCGGAAAUUCAAGAGCAUCAAAGCGCGGGACGUGGGCUGGAGCGUGCUCGACGUCGCCUUCACCCCAGACGGGGCGCAUUUCCUUUACUCCAGCUGGUCCAACUACAUACACAUUGGCAAUAUCUACGGUGAAAGCGACACCCACACGGCCCUGGAUCUGAGGCCUGACGAGCGCCGCUUUGCUGUCUUUUCCCUUACAGUCUCCUCCGAUGGACGGGAAGUGCUGGGAGGGGCCAACGAUGGCUGCGUCUACGUCUUUGAUAUGGAGCAGAAGAAGAGGAUACUCAAGAUCGAGUCCCACGAAGACGACGUGAACGCCGUGGCCUUCGCCGACAACAGUUCCCACAUUGUGUUUUCCGGGGGCGACGACGCCAUCUGCAAAGUGUGGGACCGGCGCACCAUGAGGGAAGGUGACCCCAAGCCGGUGGGGGUCCUGGCUGGCCACCGCGACGGCAUCACUUUCAUCGACAGCAAAGGAGAUGCCCGGUACCUCAUCUCCAACUCCAAGGACCAGACCAUUAAGUUGUGGGACAUGCGGAAGUUCUCGGGCCGGGAGGGGUUGGAAGCGUCCCGCCAAGCCGUCACUCAGCAGAACUGGGAUUAUCGUUGGCAGCAGGUGCCCAAGAAAGCUCAGCGCAAAUCAAAACUCCCGGGCGACAGCUCGCUCAUGACGUACCGAGGCCACGGAGUGCUGCAUACGCUGAUCCGUUGCCGUUUCUCCCCAGCCCACAGUACUGGGCAGCAGUACAUCUAUAGCGGCUGCUCGACUGGCAAGGUGGUAGUGUACGACCUCCUCAGCGGCCAUAUUGUGAAGAGACUGACUGAGCACCGCGCCUGCGUCCGGGAUGUCAGCUGGCACCCCUACGAAGAGAAGAUCGUCAGCAGUUCGUGGGACGGCUACCUCCGGCUGUGGGAGCAUCGCCAAACCGAAUACGACGAAGAUGCUUUCCGGCACCCCCAGCAGCUCCCUUCUGCCAGAGAACCCCACCUCAGAUUCUAGAACCUCCAAUCAGUAGCUCUCUUGCUCUGCUGGACCCUGUUCUUCAGUUUUGGACUCGCUGGGGGGGGGGGGGGGUUUGUGGGGGGGGACUGACCACGGAACAUUGGCGGGGGGACCUCGGAUGCACCUCUAUUCAUAAAUAAUUUGCUGAUGAAGGGGCACGAAACAGGCUCGAAGCAGAGCGCCCUGCCAGCAUUGGGCCACAGUUUGCUUUUUGGGGUGGGGGGGCAGUGGGUGAGUGAGGCUUCCCUGGAUGGGUGGGGCCUCCCUUGCCCUGGAUAAAGCUGGCCUGCGAUUGGCUGGCCCGCCUAGCAGGAUCCUUCACAGGUGCCGUGGCAAAUGCUCAGGAGCGGGGACCAUAAAGGGGUGGGUGGGUUUCCCAGCUGGGAUGGAGCAGUGCGGCAGCAGGGGAGGGGCUUUCUGGAGAGCUCCCUUUGGCGGUGGGUGUCUGGCCACAGGAUGAACUGCAGCUAUGGUGAGGAGGGGGCGUUCCUGUUUCCCCCAGUCUCAUUUUCGCACUUAGGUACCCCAGUGUGAAUUACUUGUGUGGGAAUAAUUGGGUGUGAGAUUCCCACCAAAGAGCCGGGGGCCCUUUCUUGUUGCCAUAAUUCCUUCGACGGGGAUCCAGUUCUGCAGAUGCUCGGUCUUUCGGGGAACGUCUCUGCCCCAGUGGGGAUAGCCUGUGUGUGUGUGUGUGUAUAGUGUGCACAAUCUUGUGUGUGAGUUUGUAUAUACGGGAUAAUGGGAGAGAAACAGACCGGAGUUUCUGGGUCGAAGCAAGGGUCCGGUAAGCAGCCUGUGUCGUGCCCGCCUCUCGCCUCUCUUCCUUGGCACCUCCCCCCCCCCAUUUAUAAUUGCUUGCUGAGAUCUCUCCCCAGAGAUAAUUUCUGGUCUCCCAACUUUCUCUUCUGACGCCCUGCUGGGGCUGCAAGCACGGGGGUCUCUUUCACGCAGGGUGGGGGAUUUUUCUCACGUUGAACCCCUCCCUGCCUAACGAAGCAAAGAAGGUAGAACUGUAUGUACUAGUCUGGGGGUACAUUGGGAGGCUGCCCCUAAUGUCCCUUGCUGGAAUUGUUCAAGCUAUUGCCCUACCCCACUGUAGAUGUAACGGUGGUGGGCGGGUGGGGGAUUUCUAUGGGGUAGUCCUCCAGGACUUUAAUUUGUUUUGAAAGCAUAUAGAGAUUCUUUUAUUAAAAAUUCAGAAAAGACCGGUAAGGCUUUCAUUAAGUUUCUGCAUCUAAACCGGGGGGUGGGGGUGGGGGGUGGGGCGUUCGUCAAACCCUGCACAAAGUCGGUCUGUACGAGAGGUGCGGGGGGGGGGGGUGUCCCUCUGUGGGAAGGGCCGUUUCCCUCCCGAGGGGGUUCCUGUGCUAACUACUGUCUGUGUCAAUAAAAGUUGUUGAAAUUUC
Molecule: messenger RNA, 3408 nt
Organism: Sphaerodactylus townsendi
Lineage: Eukaryota; Metazoa; Chordata; Lepidosauria; Squamata; Sphaerodactylidae
Gene: DCAF11
Product: DDB1 and CUL4 associated factor 11
Exons: 14
Coding region: 527-1999 (490 amino acids)
Biological process (GO): proteasome-mediated ubiquitin-dependent protein catabolic process
Cellular component (GO): Cul4-RING E3 ubiquitin ligase complex
Molecular function (GO): protein binding
Source: RefSeq, a predicted model, not a curated record